CUGUACUUUAACCAGGCUGACAUGUUACCCGCAGUAGUGUCGCCUCCCGGGUAAAGCUGGAAUAAUGGAAGAGGAGGAGCAGCUGCGCUCUUUGAUGUUUCUCGUGACUUACAUGCUGCUGAAGCGCAUGAGAGACAUAAACGACGCAAACAUUCAGAGACGCAACGAGAUCCAAAGACGCAUCAGACACCGCCAGUACUUCUUCCAGAGACAGAGGAGGAUGCUCAUGAUGAUGAUAGCGGGAGGCGUCCGCUCCAAUGCCCGCAUCCGCACUCGUCCCUGGACCACCACUCCAAGCACAGACUGGUGGGAGCGGGUUGUCAUGACAGAAUUCCAGCCCUCUGAUUGGCUGGAUAAGUUUCGCAUGAACCGAGAGACGUUCUUCUACCUCUGCGACAAGCUGAGGCCCCGCCUGGCUCGACGGGACACCAGUUUCCGCCUGGCACUGCCCGUGGAGAAGCGUGUAGCUGUAGCUUUGUGGCGCCUAGCAUCCAACAUCGAGUACCGCACCAUCAGCGCCUUGUUCGGUGUGGGGAAGUCGACCGUGUGCAGGUGCGUUAGAGACAUGUGUCACGCCAUCGUGGCGCUCCUCAGCUCCAUCUACCUCCGAUCGCCAGGUGAGCAGGAGCUGGAGGAUUCAGCUCAGCUGUUCCUGUCUCACUGGGGUUUCCCUCACUGCGUCGCUGCUAUAGCAACACUCCACACAGCUAUUAUCACCCCAUCAAACAACGCGUCUGACUACGCCAACCCCGCCGGCUGGCUCUCAGUCAUGUCGCAGGUGGCUGUUAGCGGUCGGGGGCACUUCUGGGAUGUAUGUGCCAGUUUCCCAGGCGGGACAGAUCCAGCUGAGAUCUUACAGAACUCUUCGCUAUGGGCAACAGCCGCCGAGGGUGGACUCUCACCUGCCCCGCCACCUACCUUCAUGGGAAAAUCACUCAGGUAUGUGUUGCUGGGUGAGGCCUGUUACCCGCUCCAGAGCUGGCUGAUGAAGGCCUAUCCUGAGGAACAGGGCAGGACGGCGAGUCACGCGGCACUGACGGAGCAGCAGCAGCUGUUUAAUGGACGGCUUGCCCGAGCGCUGCGCGUGUCUCAGGAGGCGCUGCUGAGGCUGAGGGCACGCUGGCAGUGCCUCAGCAAGAGGAAUGACUGCGGACUGGACGUGGUGCCCACCAUGAUCCUGGCUUGCUGCAUUCUGCACAACAUGUGCGAGUCUCACGGAGACGCAUUUAAAGCGGAGUGGCAGGUGGAGGUGGCCGAGGCGGAGAGUCCCCAACCCAGCCACAAACAGCUUCUCUCUACUAGCAUGAACCAAAGUAAUAAUGAGGAAGUCAGGCAGCUCUUCUGUGACUAUUUUGAAGAGCAAAAUAGCUAAAUAAUUGAACACUUUUUUCCAUGUGCAAUUAUACCUUUUGUUACAUUACCAGCAUGACUGGAUUACUGAAAUAAGAAUCUCAAUCUGUUGCUUUUUUUAUAUUUUCCUGAGCUCUUCUUGUGAGCCCACCCACACUAGAGACCAUGCUUUUCCAAGAGUCUUUCUCAAUGUUCAGCUUUAAAUCCAUCUGCCAGAUUAGCCUUAAAAUGUCACAUUUCCCAUACUGUGUGUUGGCAACAAUCUUAUAAAAGGCAGAGGCAAAGCAAGCAUUUCUAAACAUUACACUUAUUUAUGAUGCACUUUGGUGAAUGGGUUCCUUUUAUUAUUUUUUUUAAUGGUAACAAGAAACUCCUGUAUAUGUUUUUGCUCAAAUGCACUAUUCAUACAAUAAUUCAAACUACUACAAAGGCAAUAGAUUAAACCCCUGUGAGUUAAUAAUAACAUUUAUGAUUAUUUUAUUAAAAAAUAAUAAAAUUAG
Pundamilia nyererei is the source of this 1850-nucleotide messenger RNA. Its product is annotated as putative nuclease HARBI1. The coding region runs from base 65 to 1372 and encodes 435 amino acids. The record is from RefSeq and is a predicted model, not a curated record. The transcript is spliced from 4 exons. NCBI's taxonomy places the organism in Eukaryota, Metazoa, Chordata, Actinopteri, Cichliformes, Cichlidae.